This is a messenger RNA of Xyrauchen texanus (razorback sucker), 2533 nucleotides long. Its product is annotated as AP-5 complex subunit zeta-1-like. The record is from RefSeq and is a predicted model, not a curated record. The transcript is spliced from 18 exons. NCBI's taxonomy places the organism in Eukaryota, Metazoa, Chordata, Actinopteri, Cypriniformes, Catostomidae. Gene Ontology annotation, cellular component: AP-5 adaptor complex. The coding region runs from base 51 to 2531 and encodes 826 amino acids.
GAAGAGGUUUUGAUUCCAAUGUUUUGACUUGUCAGUACAUCGUUCUCAAAAUGUAUGCUGCCGCGACGGAGAGUUUAAUAAAGCAGGCAAGAGAAAUAAAGGAGGAAGAUCUGCAGAAGUUUUGUGGGCGCAUCAUUAAGCAGCUGCACCCUAAAGAGCUGGGUGGAGAGACUGUGGACUCCCUUCAGAGGCUUCAUCUGAUAGUUUCUGCCAAUAAAUAUGCCAGAGAGCUUCCAUCUGAUCUGGUGAUGAAUCUGCAGACGGUUCUUUGCUCUUCAUCAUCCCCAGAGCAGCUUCAGGUUCUGUCCUCUUCCAUACUGCAGGAGAUCUUCCCUCUCAGUGUGCCUAGCCUCUGCUCAGAUCUCAGCCAGGACAGCAGAGUCAUCAGCCAUUUGGCAAGCGUUGUGCUCUCUCAGGCUGGAAAUAAAGAAGAUGUGAUUCCCCUGUGCCACCGUUUGCUGAGAAGUCUUGAGUCACGGCUUUCCGAGGGGCAGAUUUCCAAACAUACGCUUCCCAUCCUCUCCAAAAUUAUUAGUGUAUAUCCAGAGAUUCUCACAGAUGAUCAGCUGAAUCUGGUCAGCCGUAAGCUAGUGGAUUGGUUGCGAUAUGCAAGUGUGCAGCAGGGAACAUCCAUGUCUUCCGGGGGAUUUUUCAGUGGACCAAGAACACGUCAGCCAGCACCUCUGACAGAAGUCGAUGGGGUGGUAACAGGGGAUUUCUUCACUGUACUGUGUGUGGGUCAGAGCUACACUGAGGAUCAGUGGAUGAACAUGUACACUUUCUCUAUGAUCAAGAGCUGGUUACUCACUUAUGACACGGACGGGACCACAAAUGCAGAAUCCGCUCCACUAAUAGGAACACAGGUCAUUCAAUUACAGCACCAAGAUGAUCGCUCUGAGUUGGACAGUUCAGUGAUGUCCAUGGUGUCGGCCACAUCCUCCUCCAACAGACUGCUUCCUCCCAAAGAGAGACUCCGAGAGAAGGCUUUUGAGUACUGCCAGCGGCUCAUUGAACAAAGUGACCGCAAGGCCCUGAAGAGGAUGGAUACAGAGCUACAGAAAGCAUGCAUUGUUGAGUCUGUGUCCAUAAUGGACAUCAUCUGUGGUGAAGACCCCUCCUAUGUGUACCGUGCAUUCCCCAGUAUUAAAGCCCUAUACAGAAGACUUAAUGGAGACAUUUCCCAAGCUCGAGCCCUUCUACCUAUCGCUCAGUUCUACCUCAACCACAGCGAGACGGCUGCGGUGGACUCGGAGGCCGUGUUCAGUCAGCUCUUUAGACACUGUCCCCUCGAGCAGUUCAACGAGCCCAUGCUUACCUUUGAGUUCAUCCGGUUCUGUCUUCUCAACGCCAGCGUGUUGCAGGACAGAGUUGCACCCUACAGGCAGAGCUUCCCCAAUCUCCUUAAGUUCUUAGCUUGGAACAGCCCAGGAUUGAUCACUGAGUUUGUUGAGCUGCUCCCAUCACUGGUAGCUCCUGAAACAGCCAUUGAGUUGCUGCACACACUCCUGGAUCUGCCCUGCUUAGCAGCAGCCUUGGACCUCCAGCACAGGUCAGCAUGCUAUCAUGCUUCAGACCAUACCACUUGGAACCAGCAGGGGGCAAAAAUAGCUACUUGUCUAGAUGCUUUCCAUCAGCCUUCCUAUAGGGGGCUCUUUCUCUACAUCCUCAGACCUGAGGCUGGGACAGGAGACACAAUAGACAGGCUAAAAAUGCUUCAUGAGAUUGUGGCUGACAUGGCAGAGAGUCCUCGUGUUGUUCGGUGUGCCCAGGUCGUCCCUGUGCUUCUGCACGUAUACUUCAACACAGUCACUCAGAUAGCUGAUGAGAAACUGAUCAACCACCUUCUGCUGGUGCUGCUGGAGAGAAGCAGUCUGCUUUACAACAUCAAGACAUUUAACACUGAGGUCCAAAAAGUGUUUAUCACUCACCUGCAGGCCCUGUGCAAGCUCCACCCUUCACUGAUUGUGGAUCAGUCCAAAGAGCUACUGGACUUUGCAGGCUCUACUGCCAACAUUUACAGUAAAGAGGACUUAUACACGCAUGUGGUGUGGGUGAUCGGGGUGUACCUGUCAGUAUCGUAUGACUGUCGCUGCACUGUGGAGCUGAUCACUUCAUAUUUUGAGAGUUUGGAGGCGGUGCUGUUCGAGAUCAUGCAGGUGCGACAGUCAGCCAGCCCACCUAGAUUCUCUCCUCGCCUUAUCACUGUACUCAUGACCACCCUGACUAAACUGGCCACACGCAGUCAGGACCUCAUCCCCAGAGUAUCGCUCUUUCUAUCUAAAAUGCGGUCGUUUGCCCACAGUGGUCCUGUAAUGGCAUGCUACAGUGAGGAGGACUCUGAGGAAAUCAUUACUCGAGCUCAUGAGCUUAUUAACUUACUCAAGUUACCAAAUGUGGCUCAGUUUGUCCUGGCCCCUUCAGCAGAAGGUGACAGCCCCCGCUGGCACAGAGACACCAAUGCCUCACUUCCUCAGGGCAUGAGAGCAGUCAGCGGAAUCCUUCAUGGACAAAUCAACUUCCUGCCCACAUAAAG